AAAAUGGAUCUCAAGUGUGCUCUGGAAGAAUGUUCAAUGGCACUGAAUUUAUUUCUGAACAAUAAGUUCUCUGAAGCUCUGGAAUUACUUCGACCAUGGUCUAAAGAUAGUAUGUACCAUGCGCUUGGGUACAGCACUAUUUUAGUUAUGCAAGCUGCUAUGACCUUUGAACAGCAGGAUAUACAAAUGGGAAUUUCUACAAUGAAGGAGGCUUUGCAAACCUGCCAAAGAUUUAGAAAAAGAAGCACAGUGGUGGAAUCCUUGUCCAAUCUAGUUUCUAAACAAUCAGUGGAUCAGUUAAGUGAAGAGGAAAUGCAUGCUGAAAUCUGCUAUGCUGAAUGCUUACUACAGAAAGCAGCUCUGACCUUUGUACAGGAUGAAAAUAUGAUCAACUUUAUCAAAGGUGGCCUCAAAAUUAGGACGAGUUACCAAAUAUACAAAGAAUGCUAUCAGGUGCUACAGAUGAGUCAGGGGAACAAAAGCAAAAAUGAAACUUACUACCAGUUUGAAGGAGGAGUAAAACUUGGAAUUGGAGCAUUCAACUUGAUGCUGUCACUUUUACCAGGAAGAAUCCUCCGACUUUUAGAAUUUAUUGGAUUUUCUGGAAAUAGGGAGUUGGGCCUCUGUCAACUACGGGAAGGCGCAUCUGGCAGCAGUUUGAGGGCCAUUCUGUGUACUUUCACCCUGUUGGUUUAUCAUACUUACAUCUCCUUAAUCCUUGGUACGGGGGAAGCCAACCUUCAGGAAGCCGACAGUCUCCUUGAACCUUACCUCCAGAAAUUCCCAAAUGGUUCCAUAAUUCUAUUUUAUGCUGCCAGAAUAGAUACACUGAAAGGAAAUUUUGAACAGGCACAGCUGAGGUUCCAAGAAUGCAUAGCAGCCCAGCAAGAAUGGAAACAAAUUCAUCAUCUCUGCUACUGGGAGCUGAUGUGGUGCUUCACCUUCCAGCAGAACUGGCUUCAAGCAUAUCGGUAUGCAGACCUGCUCAGCAAAGAGAGCAGGUGGUCUAAGGCAAUAUAUGUAUUCCAGAAGGCAUCAAUUCUCUGUAUGCUUCCAGAGGAUGAUUUGAAAAAGACUGGUGAAGACAUUGUAUCUUUAUUCAGACAAGUGGAUAGUCUAAAACAGAGAAUUGCAGGAAAAUCUAUCCCAACUGAGAAGUUUGCAGUGAGGAAAGCUCGACGCUAUGCAAGUUCUCAACCAGUGAAGCUGAUAUUACCUGUCUUGGAAAUGAUGUAUGUCUGGAAUGGCUUUGCAGUUGUGGGAAAAAGAGCAGACAUCACUGAAAACUUACUGGUAACAAUUGAAAAAGAAGAAACUGCUCUACAGAAUGAAACUAGUCACAAUGAAUACUAUACGGAUGAUGCCUGCAUGCUACAGUUACUGAAGGGCCUCUGCCUGAAGCACUUGGGAAGACUCAUGCAAGCUGAACUGUGUUUCAGUAAAGUAAUUCAAAGUGAGAAGCAAAUAAAAUAUGAUAAUUAUCUGGUGCCCUUCACCCUGUAUGAGUUGGGUCUUCUGUACAAACAACAGGAUGAGAAAGAAAAAGCAAUAAGAUACAUAGAAACUGCAAAAAACAACUACAAAGAAUACUCUAUGGAGUCCAGGUUGCACUUCAGAAUUCAUGCAGCACUUGACAGCUUGAAGGUGUCAUCUGCUUCAACACCUUGA
This is a messenger RNA of Apaloderma vittatum (bar-tailed trogon), 1668 nucleotides long. RefSeq names its product tetratricopeptide repeat domain 39B (gene TTC39B). The record is from RefSeq and is a predicted model, not a curated record. The transcript is spliced from 17 exons. Lineage: Eukaryota; Metazoa; Chordata; Aves; Trogoniformes; Trogonidae. Bases 4 to 1668 code for a protein of 554 amino acids. Gene Ontology annotation, molecular function: protein binding.